Molecule: messenger RNA, 417 nt
Organism: Aureobasidium musti
Lineage: Eukaryota; Fungi; Ascomycota; Dothideomycetes; Dothideales; Saccotheciaceae
Source: the annotation of a GenBank genome assembly
AUGCUCGAUCUUGGAGCCGGUGCUCAAACUCCCCAGACUGUUGCCGCUCACGAUAACGCUAUCAAGUGUGUUGAGAGCAUUACAGUCAACGGCCAGCCCAUGAUCGUCACUGGUUCCUGGGACAAGACAAUCAAGUACUGGGAUUGCCGCCAACAAUCCGCCGUUGCUUCGGUUCAGUGCAAAGAACGCGUCUACGCUAUGGACACUCGCGACCAGCUUCUUGUUGUCGCUACUGCUGAUCGCUGGGUUGAGAUCUUCAACCUCAACCAGCCUACUGCUGCCUACAAGCAGAUUCAGAGUCCUCUUAAGUGGCAGACUAGAACUGUCAGCUGUUUCGCCGACGCUACUGGUUUCGCCAUUGGCUCUAUCGAAGGCAGAUGUGCCAUUCAAUACGUCGAGGACAAGGAUUCGAGGUGA